AUGUCGUCGUCAUAUCCGCCGUCGACGCAUGUCGAUAGCUCUAGCGCUCGGCCUAGGGGCCAGCCCGCAUCAGUUCUCGGGAUCUCAGAGAACGGCCAGGAGAGAGACUCAGAAAUUGUCCAGCGUGAAUUCGAAGACCACCCGCCGCCAUUGGCCCGAAAUCGAACCAUGCCACUGCCACCGUUAUCGAUGGUCGCUAUUUUCGUCCAUCCACUGCUUCAGUACAGCAGCAUUUCGCCUCCGAUAGCGUACGAUGUGACCUUACCCCCGAGUACGGCGGUCCUGGCCACCAGAACGAGAACGGACCCAGCAAUGGCGUGGUGGAAGUACCACUCAGCCAUGGAACCGAAGGCUCUGGGCUCGAUGACCAUACGAAUGUGUGGCAUCUUGAGCCCUAUCGUCGUUCGGCCAGCACGAUUGGAUUGUGAUAUCAUCACCCUUGGCAAUGUGCUCGACGCCGUACAUCAAGCGUUUCCAUCUCCUCACGACAACGACAACGAAAAGCGCCCACCCCACCUGUCCUUUUGCGACUCUGACGACUCUGGCUGUGUCGAACCUUCCGGCCUUCAGGCACAGCCCAGUAUCGCCAGACAAGCAGGCCCUGACAUCCCUAUAGCUUACCUCCUGUCUCCCUUCUUCCUUCCCAGCUCAGUUUUAUUCUGCUACCCUCUCGUCCAGCGCCUCUUUCUGUAUUUCAUGAAGAUCAUUGGCUCGCGAUUCCGCCUGCGAGGCCAUCGCCCACCAAAGGCGCUACCAGCGCAGGAGAAGGCGAAGGAGGAGGAGAAAGUCGAGGUCAGAAUCAAGAAGCGAGCGCUCUUGAUUGGGGUCUGCGACGUCCCGGAACCACCUCCGACGUCUGCCCUCUCCCCUGUCGCGCAGACGCCGCUGUCGGCUGCGCCCAAGAGGAAGUCGAGGAGGAGGUCCAAGACGAAGAAAAUGCCCACCCUGAAGGGACCUCACGCGGACGUUGCGGCGAUGAAGGACCUGCUCAUCGAAACAUACCAGUAUGACCCCGACGACAUCACGGUCCUCAUCGACGACAUCAUCCCUGGACAUCCCCAACCCACCCGAGAGAACAUCCUUCGCGCUAUUGCUACUCUCAUCCACGGUGCUCGGGAGAACGAUCGGUUCUUCUUCUACUUCGCCGGACAUUCGAAGCAAGAGGAUACAGAUGACAUCGAGGAGGAGGAUAGAAAAAACGAAUUUAUGUUGUGCUCCGAUGGGCUGGCAAUUCAGGACGACGAACUUCGAACUCGUCUCGUUAACCCCCUUCCGCCGAAAAGCUCCUUGAUCGCUGUGUUCGAUUCUUGCAAUUCCGGGACAUUACUUGAUCUCAAGCAUUUCCGGUGUAACCAAGUCUACGUACCGUGGCUCAACAGGGGGGAUAGGCGAACGAAGUCGAUGUGGUACCAGAACCAACGGCAAGCAGCCAAGAUCUCGACUCGCGCAGUCCAACAAUUCACCCGGAUCAACACUAAUCUCUUCAAAUGGACCCAAACGUCCAUCGACCAGCUUAUGAUGUCUCCAGUCGAGGCUUCGACUCUCGACGUCAAACUCGAGCCCGUCAUUAACAAGAAGAAGACGUCGAUCUCCAUCAUCACUGACCGUCUGUUGCUCUCAGAGCCAUCCUCCUGGCUUGACUCUGCCGCCCCACGCUGUGCCUCGCCCGAGAUGCUCUAUUGCUCCGGUGACUGCCGCGACAACCCGCUCUUCCAACGAGACGGCAGCGACCAGGCGGACGUCAUAUCGUUGUCGUCUGCCGGCGAUUCCCAGCGGGCCUGGGAGGGCGCCGAUGGAACAUCGAUGACACAGGCCCUUGUCCAGCUGCUUCGAAAUGACCCCCAUCCGACCUUUCAUAAUUUACUAACCCAUGUCAGCCACGACCUGCAUCGGUUCUACCUCAACCUGCACGUCAAGGCUCGGGAAUACCGAAAGAUGAUAGAGGCGCGCAACGAGGAGAGAAAGAAGAAGGGGAAGAAGCCGAAGCAGGGCGACGUGGUCGAGAUGAACAAUUUCCAGAACCCACAGCUUUCGAGUGACAGACCACUCGACAUGAGCCGGACGUGGUACCCUUGA
Messenger RNA from Cyclocybe aegerita, 2076 nucleotides. The record is from the annotation of a GenBank genome assembly. Lineage: Eukaryota; Fungi; Basidiomycota; Agaricomycetes; Agaricales; Hemipholiotaceae.